AUGACGUCUGAUAUUACACAUGUCGGCUCAUGCUCAGGCGGUAACUCUGUUCCAAUGGAUGCAGAAGGCCGUCCAUACCAUUAUGGCUGCAAAGGAUCAGAAAUUGUAAAUGAAUUCUUACUUUGUUCUUGCUAUAAUCUUGCAAAAGAGAUUUCGAAGCUUCUUGAAGGCGAAGUUUUCUUCAGAGCUUCAAACCGUGGCUAUCAUACAUAUACAGGUAUGUAUAAGGGCAAACGCGUUUCGAUAGUCGCUUUCGGAAUUGGCUUUGCUAUGCUUGAUUUCCUUCUUCGUGAAAUCCGUGCAAUCACAACAGGCAAGCUUACAUUUAUCCAGAUUGGUGAAGCCCCAUCUCCAUCAGGUUUACCACUUGGAACAUGUAUCAACGUCAAAGAUGCUGUUGCAUUCGAAAUUGACUACGGAAACUUCACACCAGAGAACGACUGCCCAUAUACAAUCUACGCCAAGCCAGUCAAAGCUGAUGAAACUGUUUUCAAUUUGCUUGCUGAAGGAUUGAAGAAGGCAAACCUUCCAGCCCAAGAAGGACGUGUUGCUUCUAACCCAUCUUUCGUCUCAGGCAUCAAUGCUCCAUCUGUUCAGAGCGGUGGACUUGGUUCAUUCGAUUUCAAGACAGAGAAGCUUAUGAAAAAGCUUAACGAAAAGUGCGGAACAAUUUCUACAUUCGAAAUGGAUACAUACAUGCUCUAUUGGACAGCUCUUCGUGAAUUCCAAAAGAAUAUCAAGACAGGAGCUAUCUCUGUUGUCUCAGCUGAUAUGGAUGGCCAUAUCCUCCCAACAGAGGAACUCAUUAAGCGCCAGGUAGAAGCUGCUAAAGUUAUCCUUGAAAAACUUGGCGAAUUACAGUGA
Messenger RNA from Trichomonas vaginalis G3, 864 nucleotides. RefSeq names its product uridine phosphorylase family. Gene Ontology annotation, cellular component: cytosol. Gene Ontology annotation, biological process: uridine catabolic process. The record is from RefSeq and is a predicted model, not a curated record. Gene Ontology annotation, molecular function: uridine phosphorylase activity. NCBI's taxonomy places the organism in Eukaryota, Parabasalia, Trichomonadida, Trichomonadidae. Bases 1 to 864 code for a protein of 287 amino acids. The transcript has a single exon.